Molecule: messenger RNA, 2444 nt
Organism: Leptonychotes weddellii (Weddell seal)
Lineage: Eukaryota; Metazoa; Chordata; Mammalia; Carnivora; Phocidae
Source: RefSeq, a predicted model, not a curated record
AAAAAUGGAACAGUGCAGAAGCUAAACGAAUUCCCGACUUCAAGAUUGGAUUUUUAUGCUCGGUAAUACAGGGGCACCAAGGAGACGAGUGACAUGACUUGAUUAACGAUUUGAGAUCAGUCGCGCUGCUGGGUGGAGAACCUAUUAGCGAAUUAAACGAAAUGAAAGUGUCAGUUAAGCCCCCAUGCACAAACGCUCCCAGCUGGACAACGGACCAGCAAGAACCGACUUCAAACUCUCUCCCGCCAGCGUCCUAAUGGGAAAACACCCGAAUUGAGCUGAGGCCGCUGUUACUUCGACCUGAACCCACCCCCAGGUCUCUACAGCAACGCGUUUCCCACUCCUCACCUGCAACUGAAGAAACUAAAGAAGAACACUCAAAUUUAUCGCCCCUCUUUCUGCCACCUACAGCUGUCCCUAAUCUCUUCAGGGUCUAGCCCACGGGUUUAAGUUGGCGGGAGAAUACCAAGCCCAACCCCCUUUACGGCGGCCGGAGGAGGCCAAAAUUGCUUUACAAUCGAAAUAGGAGGUCGCCCCACCCUAAAUUCCACCCGUUCCGAUUUCCAGGCUACGCAAUCUAGGGUGUAUUCUUGGCCCCGCCCUCCUCCCUGGCUUUACACGCCCCCUUCAAAAGAACAACCAAUCACCUCCUCGAAUCGCGUUGCUAUAGAGACUCUUAUCACCACCUUUUUUUUUCCCAGCAAGCCGUGCGACGCACCGGGCCUCAUCCUCUUUGUGCCAUCCGGGUCUCUCGCGCGAGCGUUUUAGUCUGUGGCGAAGCGUCGGGGCGGCCGGUACUGUUGAGAGUGGCAAGUGGAGGCGCCGCCCUAGCGGCUAGAACUCUGGACUAUGGCGGCUAGUGAUACAGAGCGAGAUGGACUAGCCCCAGAAAAGACAUCCCCAGAUAGAGAUAAGAAAAAAGAGCAGUCAGAUGUAUCUAUUUCUCCUAGAGCCUCAAAACAUCAUUAUUCAAGAUCACGAUCAAGGUCAAGAGAAAGAAAACGAAAGUCAGAUAAUGAAGGAAGAAAACACAGGAGCCGGAGCAGAAGCAAAGAGGCAAGAAGACAUGAAUCCAAAGAUAAAUCAUCUAAGAAACACAAGUCUGAGGAACAUAAUGACAAAGAUCAUUCUUCUGAUAAAGGAAGAGAGCGACUAAAUUCAUCUGAAAAUGGAGAGGACAGACAUAAACGCAAAGAAAGAAAGUCAUCAAGAGGCAGAAGUCACUCAAGAUCUAGGUCUCGUGAAAGGUAUUACAGAGAUAGAAAGAAAAGAAUUGAAAAACCUAGAAGAUUUAGCAGAAGUUUAAGCCGAACUCCCAGUCCACCUCCCUUCAGAGGCAGGAACACAGCAAUGGAUGCACAAGAAGCUUUAGCUAGGAGGUUGGAAAGAGCAAAGAAAUUACAAGAACAGCGAGAAAAGGAAAUGGUCGAAAAACAAAAACAGCAAGAAAUAGCUGCAGCUGCAGCCACCGGAGGUUCUGUGCUCAAUGUUGCUGCCUUGUUGGCAUCAGGAACGCAAGUAACUCCUCAGAUAGCUAUGGCAGCUCAAAUGGCUGCCCUGCAGGCUAAAGCUUUGGCAGAGACCGGAAUAGCUGUACCUAGCUAUUAUAACCCAGCAGCUGUGAAUCCAAUGAAAUUUGCUGAGCAAGAGAAAAAAAGGAAAAUGCUUUGGCAAGGCAAGAAAGAAGGGGACAAAUCCCAGUCUGCUGAAAUAUGGGAAAAAUUAAAUUUUGGAAACAAGGACCAAAAUGUCAAAUUCAGGAAAUUAAUGGGUAUUAAGAGUGAAGAUGAAGCUGGAUGUAGCUCAGUUGAUGAAGAAAGUUACAAGACUUUGAAGCAACAGGAAGAAGUAUUUAGAAAUUUAGAUGCUCAGUAUGAAAUGGCAAGAUCACAGACCCACACACAAAGAGGAAUGGGAUUGGGUUUCACAUCAUCAAUGCGAGGAAUGGAUGCAGUUUGAAAAAGAUCAGACUUUAAUGUUUGGGACUUUAUGGACUUCUGGUUCUGAUGUCAGGUCCUUGUUCACCAAACAGCUAGCAUUCUCGCUUGCAUGGGUGUUGCAUUGACUUUAAUUUAUUGAAAAAUACGAUUUUUUGUAAAUAUCAGAUCAGUGAUACUGGUGUUAGUGUUGUAAUCAGGUUAAACACACUUCCAUUAAACUUGACAGGACUAUAGAAGGACAAUAUUUUUUAGUUCAUGAAUUCUACUUUUCAAAUAUAUAAAAGCUGCAGGUGGGAUAAAAUCUCAUACAUGGAUAUUUCGUGUCCGCUGUCUUGUGUACUUUUGUACUUAACCUUGUACAGUUAUUUUCAUCUCUUGAAACAUGAAAGAAAUGUUAUGUAGAUGUUCUUUAGAAGAUCUGGCCAUUUGGUACAUAAUCCAGCACAAAUACGCUGGGUGGUGAUGACAAUAAAAAUGGUUUUCUCAACACUGGUGUUAAUUUAA